AUGACACGUGCAGCCUUCAUAGAAGGCAUUUUUAAGGAGACCAAUGAGGAGAACAUUAAGCAGCUCGGCGUGACUGCUCUCGACUCGAAGCUGAUUAUGCUCGAGAACUAUUGGGCUAAGCUGGAAGCUUCUCAUGAGAAACUAGUUUCUCAAAAAAUCGAGAACUUGACCUCUCUCGAUUAUUCUAAUCGUCAGGUCUUUGAUUCAGCUCUUAAGAUUUUCGCCUCUGCUAAGGUGGCGCUGCUGCAGCUCUUGGAGAAGAAAGGCGCUCCAAACCUAAACCAGUCACUAUGUGGGACUGGAGAAGCUCAAUCGUCCAGCUCAACUAGACGUGCUCUGCCUGAGAUCGCAUUGCCAAAAUUCUCAGGGAUUUACCAGGAGUGGAGGCCAUGGAGAGAUCUUUUUCAAUCGCUGGUCGGCAACCAUCAAGACAUUCCAGGGAUCGAGAGAAUGCAUUACCUCCGCCUCUGUCUCUCUGGUGAACCUCUUAAGCUCAUCUCCAACUUGCCAGUUUCUGAGAAUUCUUUCCGUAUUGCCUGGAGAACUCUAGUGGAUCGCUAUGAGAAUAAGCGUUUACUCAUUGCAGCUCAUCUUGACCAGCUGUUAAAUCCAGCGCAAAUGAAAUAG
This is a messenger RNA of Fopius arisanus, 627 nucleotides long. RefSeq lists its product as uncharacterized. The record is from RefSeq and is a predicted model, not a curated record. The transcript has a single exon. Lineage: Eukaryota; Metazoa; Arthropoda; Insecta; Hymenoptera; Braconidae. Bases 1 to 627 code for a protein of 208 amino acids.